AUGCAUAUCAGGCCUGUCCAACGCAAAGAUCUCUCCGAGGUGGCUACUGUCGCGAGAGACGCCAUGUUCGAUGACGAACUGACCCUAUUUCUGGCUCCCUAUCGCCAUGAGCAUCCGGAGUGUCUUCGUCAAGGAUUCCUGAGACGCGCCAAACACCGUUAUUAUAGUGGCCAUGUCCUUCUCGCGGCGGUAUCGGAUGAAAAAGAUUCUUGGUGGGAUGGCACGGAGAAAAUCCUGGGGCAUGUCUCUGUCAUAUCAAGUAAGCAGAACACAGAGUCGUCGAAGAAACCGUGGUUCUCUUGGAACGCAUUGGAACUUCGACUUCUUCGUGUUGAGGAAUUAUUCCUUUGGUUGAGCCACGGCGACAAAUCGAUAUCAAGAGCAAACAUGGCGGAAUUUGCCCGUACCACUGGUGACAGAGGCCCUCUCGCCGACAUCAAAGACUAUUGGGACGUGGAUCACUUAUCGGUCGAUCCGUCUUUUCAGAGACGUGGGAUUGGAUCAGCUCUAAUUGAGCAGGUUAAAGAUAUCGCGGCGCUGGACAAUCUGCCGGUGGUCCUUGUUGCAAGCGUCAAGGGAAUUCCUAUGUACAAGAAAGCAGGUUUCGUCGACCAUGGUCUAAUUAACACGGGAGCAGGUCAAUUGGGACAAGCUAUGGCAUGGUAUCCCAACGAUGCGACGACCUGA
Molecule: messenger RNA, 687 nt
Organism: Rhinocladiella mackenziei CBS 650.93
Lineage: Eukaryota; Fungi; Ascomycota; Eurotiomycetes; Chaetothyriales; Herpotrichiellaceae
Exons: 2
Coding region: 1-687 (228 amino acids)
Molecular function (GO): acyltransferase activity, transferring groups other than amino-acyl groups
Source: RefSeq, a predicted model, not a curated record